CUCAGACUCAGAGUCCAGAGUUGGAUCAGACUCGAGGGCCGCGGGGGCAUCAUCAAAGAUUCAUCAUGGAUGAAUCCCUCAGCAGAAGUUGAGCACCACUCGCAAGACGCCGCUCCUGCAGAGGGCUGCAUGCGAUGCUAGGUUUCGGAAGAGGCGCGCAUGGCUGAGGGAAUGUGAUUCAACCUACGAUCUUCAGGUAUUUAGCUUGCGGCCGCUGAGCGCUAUUGUGCUGAGCGCGCCGCCGGUUUUUCCCUUCUGAGUGGCGCCUAGCAGGCUCACUCUCACUACCUUUCUCGCUGUCUUUGACCUCCUGUUGGCAACUUAAGAGUCAAGCUGAAGCAGAAUGGCUGAGCCUGGGUUUAAGGAAGGCGUCCUCCGCCACCUGGCCGCAGGGGAGUAUAGGAACCUGGUGUCACACGCGUGGGUACAUCAUUUCCUUGACCGCAUGGCUGAAGCAGACGGGAACCAAACGCUGUGGGAUUUCAUGGGAAGCUUGAGUCCCCCUAAAGCGCACAGCCCACAAACUGCUCCGGGGGAGGUUCAAUACAUUGAGCCGGUGCUGACGAUGAAAUGGCGAGGGGUGGGACGAGUCAAGGCGAGCAGGGGAUACAGGUCUUCUGAGGGGGUGGACAUCAACUCGCUGGCACUAAUGCGGCCUGGGGAAGGGCAGUGA
Molecule: messenger RNA, 673 nt
Organism: Klebsormidium nitens
Lineage: Eukaryota; Viridiplantae; Streptophyta; Klebsormidiophyceae; Klebsormidiales; Klebsormidiaceae
Source: the annotation of a GenBank genome assembly